Messenger RNA from Theileria annulata, 1503 nucleotides. RefSeq lists its product as uncharacterized. Bases 1 to 1503 code for a protein of 500 amino acids. NCBI's taxonomy places the organism in Eukaryota, Apicomplexa, Aconoidasida, Piroplasmida, Theileriidae. The record is from RefSeq and is a predicted model, not a curated record. The transcript is spliced from 3 exons.
AUGUUGUUUUAUUAUUACACUCUUUUAAUUUUUUUAACACUUCAGACUUUAAUAAAAUCCUCAUAUUCUUUCAUAUUUAGUACACAUUUCCACCUCAACGACUUGUAUCAUAAUAAUUUGUACAAUAAUCUUUAUAAUAAUAUCAAUGAUAAAAACAUAUAUAAUAAUUCCAUUAAUGGCGGGAAUGUGCAUAAUUGGUGUGUAUAUGCCACAAAGAGUAAGUUGAAGGCUGUAAGAAAGUUUACACGUGACCGUCCCAAGAAGACCACCCCUGCUGCUAUAUAUCCCUCCCCAACCUUGUACUACGGAAAUGUGCAUGACCACUUUGGCGCUCCACCGGAGUAUUUGCCUAUUCCAGUUCAGGAUACGCUGGAUUUUCUGAGAAACGGGAGACUUUCAGAGUUAAUUUCACUCUUAAAGGCUGGAAUUACUGGAUCAGAACUCUCAAAACUGCUCUCUGAUAAUUCCUUCCAUGAAGCCCUUUCUAAGGAACUCGAAUCCAUCAAAGAUAUUUCAGAGUUUCAAAAUGAUGAUGUGAGUAAUGAUUUAUAUUUGUAUUUUGAUCGUGUGAUAAAUAAACCUGAAGAGUAUGACCACUAUGUUGAUAAAUUUUACACCCUCAAAAGGCUACAGUCAUAUUGGGCUGAACGUGAACAGAAAUUGUACAACACAACCUUCAGACAGCUAUUUUCUCGUCUAAGAAGCAUCGCUUAUAAGAUGAAAGACGCAGGAAUUCCUCUUGCCGAGUUUGCAAACCCAACACUGUGGCAUAAAUACGGUGUUUUCAAGCCUGUUCCAAACUGCAAAAUGGUUGAAAAUUACCUCAAGAAGCACCAAAUCGCUAUUAAUUUCGAUAUCAAAAAGUUGUACUUUAGGGAUGAAAAUGGUGAAAUUAAGUCUAAUUUUGAAAAUUUCUUCUCAAAACUGUACAAACCAGAUGAUUCCACCCAUAACUCUACCGAUAAUUCUGAUAAUUCAAAUAGUAAUAAUAAUAGUGAGGUUGAGGAUAGUUAUAGUUUACAUAUUGAUAAAGUUAUUGGCGAGACUGGGUUUAAUGUUGAUGAGAAUGGAAGACUUCCUGAGGAUUUGGUUGAUCGGAUAGUGGACGAUUUAUCUGAUCUGGGUGUACUUAAUCAUCAAGAGCCAUGGGCAAUUAAUCUUUCCAAGAUUGAGGAACUCCAGGAACAAUUCACUACUGAACAAUCUCAACAUGCAUAUGCGAUCCGGGAUUUUUACCUAUCACUCAAAUUUCCAGAUUAUAAAAUCGAAACUGAUCCUUACACUCUGGAAUCAUAUGUAAAUCAUGAAUAUCGUACAAAAACUUACGAAAGAGAUUUGCUGGUGAAGUAUAAGAAUUGGUUGAAGAGUGGUGCUCCUCGGGAGACAUUUAAGCCUAUGAACGAAAAGUACAAACAUUUGGCUAUCUGGCACAGCCUCUCGAAAAACCAGCGGAGGAAACUGGUUCAAAAAUAUUUAAAAACUCAAACUGUUCCAGUCAGCUAA